Myxocyprinus asiaticus (Chinese sucker) is the source of this 7592-nucleotide messenger RNA. Its product is annotated as disco-interacting protein 2 homolog C. The transcript is spliced from 40 exons. Bases 288 to 5180 code for a protein of 1630 amino acids. Lineage: Eukaryota; Metazoa; Chordata; Actinopteri; Cypriniformes; Catostomidae. The record is from RefSeq and is a predicted model, not a curated record.
GCCGCACACACGCAUACACACACACCGAUCAGCGAACCUCACCGUCACCGCACUGACAGUCCACAUCUUACCCUGCUGACUCCAACGGCAGAGCCCUUCAGAUAUGGCGGGGCUUCGUUGAGAGAGGCCAAAAAUCUCCCUGCACUAUCAUUCAUCGAACAGUUUGCUUUUGGACAAGCGUCUCCCACAACCCUCCUUAUGCACCGCUGCGGCGUGGAGAAACGGCAGCAGCGCUGAACAAGCAGAAGAAAGAGGACAAGAGUGAUUUCCACCCCCUUAAACGGACAAUGGCGGACCGCGAUGCGCUGCCCCUUCCUUUGGAAGUGCGGGCCAGGUUGGCUGAACUGGAGCUGGAGUUAUCAGAGGAAGAAAGAAGUCAUACACAUCUGGGAUGGCAUGAGGGUGACAUCACUCAGAAAGGAUACGAGAAGAAAAGGUCAAAAUUGCUUGGGGCAUAUCUACCACAGCCUCCAGGGUUUGAGGCAUCUAUGGCACACGAGCGCCGGCCACCAAUGGCGCCCUCCUCCGCUUCACGAUACCACCGCAGACGCUCCUCCGGCACCCGUGACGAGCGUUACCGAUCAGAUGUCCACACAGAAGCAGUUCAGGCAGCACUAGCCAAACACAAGGAGAGGAAGAUGGCUGUUCCCAUGCCAUCCAAACGGCGAUCUCUAGUAGUACAGACCUCAAUGGAUGCCUACACCCCUCCAGGCCUCUCCCCCCUCUCCUCUCUGCCCCCCCUGACAGACACCUCGUCCUGCUCGGAGGAGGAGGGCGGCCAGGGUGAGGGUACCCCCACCUCCAGCCAGGGCAGCGUCAGCAUGGAGCACUGGAUCAGCCGGGCCAUCCACCAGGGUUCCACCACCUCCUCCUCCUCAUCUUCGACACAGAGUGGGGGCAGCGGAGCCGCGGGACGCCUGGCCGACGUCUUGGCUCAAACACAUGUUGGCAAAUCAGGGCCGAUUGCUCACCUCUCGUUGAAGAGGAAAACUAUGCUCGGUGUAGCGGAGAAUGGAAACUCGCUGCGACGCUCCUGUGAGUUCGGAUCAGAUCUACUUUGGCCACCGCCCUUGGAGUCGGAGGAGAAUCAUUCGGCCCCUCCAGACGUCACCACCUACACCUCUGAACAUUCUGCUCAGGUGGAGAGGCCACAGGUGUCCACCGUGCCCAGAACCACGCCCAAAUAUGGCAACGCCAAACUCAUGGAGACCGGAGAUGGAGUUCCUGUAAGCAGUCGUGUUUCAGCUAAAAUCCAGCAACUUGUGAACACGCUAAAGCAGCCCAGACGACCUCCACUCAGAGAGUUCUUUGUGGAUGAUUUCGAAGAGCUCCUAGAAGUUCAGCAGCCCGACCCCAACCAGCCACGGCCUGAAGGGGCUCAGAUGGUCGCCAUUCGAGGAGAACCGCUGGGGGUGGUCACCAACUGGCCACCAUCACUGGAAGCUGCACUGCAGCGUUGGGGCACCAUCUCACCCAAAGCACCCUGCCUGACCACCAUGGACACCAAUGGCAAACCACUCUACGUCCUUACCUACGGGAAACUUUGGUCUCGGAGCAUCAAAGUAGCCUACAAUAUCCUUCACAAACUGGGCACCAAACAGGAACCCAUGGUCCGACCAGGAGACAGGGUGGCUCUUGUGUUUCCCAACAAUGAUCCCGCUGCCUUUAUGGUUGCCUUUUAUGGCUGCCUGCUGGCAGAGGUGGUGCCAGUACCCAUCGAAGUGCCACUUACCAGAAAGGAUGCAGGAAGUCAACAGAUUGGCUUUCUCCUGGGGAGUUGUGGGGUUACUGUGGCUCUGACAAGUGAUGCCUGCCACAAAGGCCUUCCGAAAGGACCCACCGGGGAAAUACCACAGUUCAAAGGAUGGCCAAAGCUGCUAUGGUUCGUCACAGAAUCCAAACACCUGUCCAAGCCACCACGUGAUUGGUUCCCUCACAUCAAAGAUGCAAAUAACGACACAGCCUACAUAGAGUAUAAGACGUGUAAAGAUGGAAGUGUUCUGGGUGUGACGGUGACACGGAUCGCACUUCUAACACACUGUCAGGCCCUAACGCAGGCUUGUGGAUACACAGAGGCUGAAAUCAUAGUGAAUGUAUUGGAUUUUAAAAAGGAUGUGGGUUUGUGGCACGGCAUCCUAACAAGCGUCAUGAACAUGAUGCAUGUAAUUAGCAUCCCGUACUCCUUGAUGAAGGUCAACCCUCUGUCCUGGAUCCAGAAAGUGUGUCAAUACAAAGCUAAGGUGGCCUGUGUCAAGUCCAGAGAUAUGCACUGGGCUCUGGUCGCUCACCGAGAUCAGAGGGACAUCAACCUUGCCUCUCUGCGCAUGUUGGUGGUCGCCGACGGAUCCAACCCAUGGUCCAUUUCAUCAUGUGACGCAUUCCUCAAUGUCUUCCAGAGUAAAGGUCUGCGGCCAGAGGUCAUCUGUCCAUGUGCCAGCUCAGCUGAAGCCCUCACUGUGGCCAUCAGGAGGCCCACAGAUGACAGUAACCAGCCGCCAGGUCGAGGGGUUCUGUCUAUGCAGGGUCUGAGCCACGGUGUCAUCAGAGUGGACUCAGAGGAGCGGUUGUCUGUACUCACCGUACAGGAUGUGGGCACCGUGAUGCCAGGAGCUCUAAUGUGUGUGGUCAAACCGGAGGGAGUUCCUCAGCUGUGCCGAACAGAUGAGAUUGGAGAGCUGUGUGUGUGCUCCAUCGCCACGGGAAUGUCAUAUUAUGGGCUGUCGGGCAUGACAAAAAACACCUUUGAGGUUUUCCCAAUGAGCAGCUCUGGUGCUCCAAUCAGUGAAUACCCCUUCAUCCGGACAGGGCUGCUGGGCUUCAUUGGCCCGGGUGGCCUGGUCUUUGUCUCUGGAAAGAUGGAUGGACUGAUGGUGGUGAGUGGACGGAGGCACAAUGCUGAUGAUAUCGUUGCCACGGCGCUGGCGGUAGAGCCCAUGAAGUUUGUGUACAGGGGCAGGAUAGCGGUAUUUUCCGUGACAGUCCUGCAUGAUGAGAGGAUUGUGGUUGUAGCCGAGCAGAGGCCGGACUCCACGGAGGAGGACAGCUUCCAGUGGAUGAGCCGUGUUCUGCAGGCGAUAGACAGCAUCCACAACGUGGGGGUGUUUUGCUUAGCUUUGGUGCCAGCUAACACCCUUCCCAAGACUCCGCUGGGAGGGAUCCACCUGUCGGAGACCAAGCAGCUGUUUUUGGAAGGCUCUCUGCACCCCUGUAACGUCCUAAUGUGCCCUCACACCUGCGUCACCAAUCUGCCCAAACCCAGACAGAAACAGCCAGAGAUUGGACCCGCCUCUGUGAUGGUGGGCAACCUGGUUUCUGGGAAGAGGAUUGCUCAGGCCAGUGGCAGAGAUCUGGGCCAGAUUGAAGACAAUGAUCAGGCAAGAAAGUUCCUCUUCCUGUCUGAGGUGUUGCAGUGGAGAGCCCAGACCACUCCAGACCAUGUGCUGUUCACUCUGCUCAGCUCAAGGGGUGCAGUCCUGAGCUCACUGACAUGUCUUCAGCUGCAUAAGCGGGCGGAGAAGAUUGCAGCCAUGUUGACGGAACGAGGCCACCUGCAGGACGGUGAUCAUGUUGCGCUUGUGUACCCGCCUGGGAUAGAUCUGAUUGCUGCCUUUUAUGGAUGCCUGUAUGCCGGCUGUGUACCAAUUACCGUGCGACCACCACACCCACAGAACAUCGCCACCACCCUGCCCACUGUGAAAAUGAUUGUGGAGGUGAGCCGGUCAGCCUGUGUGAUGACCACACAGAUGAUAUCCAAGCUCUUGAAGUCGAAGGAGGCAUCUGCAGCAGUGGAUGUCAGGGCGUGGCCUCCUGUUCUGGACACAGAUGAUCUGCCAAAGAAGAAGCCCCCUCAGCUCUACAAACCCUCCAAUCCAGACACACUGGCUUACCUGGACUUCAGUGUCUCCACUACCGGAAUGCUAGCAGGAGUAAAGAUGUCCCACACAGCCACCAGUGCCUUCUGCCGCUCUAUAAAGCUCCAGUGUGAGCUGUAUCCCUCUCGUGAGGUGGCCAUCUGCCUGGAUCCAUACUGUGGCCUUGGCUUUGUCCUCUGGUGCCUCUGCAGUGUGUAUUCAGGGCAUCAGUCCAUCUUGAUUCCUCCGUCUGAGCUGGAGGUGAACCCUGCUCUGUGGCUACUGGCUGUCAGUCAGUUUCGGGUCAGAGACACGUUCUGUUCAUACUCGGUCAUGGAGCUUUGCACCAAGGGGUUGGGCCUGCAAACAGAAUCCCUCAAGUCCCGUGGACUUGACCUGUCCCGUGUAAGGACUUGUGUGGUUGUCGCCGAGGAAAGGCCCAGGAUAGCCCUCACCCAGUCCUUCUCUAAACUCUUUAAAGACCUGGGUCUCCACCCUCGAGCUGUCAGCACUUCCUUUGGAUGUAGAGUCAACCUUGCCAUCUGCCUGCAGCCCCACAGGCUCGGGAAGCUUGCAGAUCAGGGGACAUCAGGGCCAGACCCGACUACUGUGUAUGUGGACAUGAGAGCUCUCCGGCACGACAGAGUGCGGCUAGUUGAACGAGGAUCUCCACAUAGUCUCCCCCUCAUGGAGUCUGGAAAGAUUUUACCUGGAGUUCGAAUCAUCAUCGCCAAUCCUGAAACCAAGGGACCACUGGGAGACUCCCAUCUAGGGGAGAUCUGGGUUCACUGCGCUCACAACGGCAGUGGUUAUUUCACGGUGUAUGGAGACGAAGCCCUGCAGUCUGAUCAUUUCAACUCGCACUUGAGCUUCGGGGAUACGCAGACCGUGUGGGCGCGUACUGGUUACCUGGGCUUCCUUCGAAGGACCGAGCUAACAGAUGCAAGCGGAGAACGGCAUGAUGCUCUGUAUGUAGUGGGUGCUCUGGAUGAGGCCAUGGAGCUGAGAGGAAUGAGGUAUCACCCCAUCGACAUAGAGACCUCGGUUAUACGCACCCACAAGAGCAUCAUGGAGUGUGCGGUGUUUCCCUGGACUAACCUGUUGGUGGUGGUCGUGGAGCUGGAAGGUUCGGAACAGGAAGCAUUGGACCUGGUUCCAUUAGUGACUAAUGCAGUUCUGGAGGAGCACUACCUAAUCGUGGGCGUGGUGGUCGUUGUAGACAUUGGCGUCAUUCCCAUCAACUCUCGCGGAGAGAAACAGAGGAUGCACCUGCGGGACGGCUUUUUGGCCGAUCAGCUGGACCCCAUCUAUGUGGCAUAUAACAUGUAGCAAGAGUGUAUGUGUGCGUUUGUUGCGGUGUAUGUUUGUGUGUGUGUGUGUUUUACUGACUGCACAUGGCUGUUCAGACGGCCUUUAGCAAAUACCCAAAAACACAAGGAAAAUUUCCAAGACGUGAUCACAAAGCCAAACGGAAAGUCUGAUUGGCAGAAGGAUUCAGUUUCCUGAACGGAAGAAGAAUCGCCUCUGCUUUUGCCUGUGUGCGUGUUGCGUUGUUUUCAUGUGAGGUAUUGCGACGUUGUUCAUUUUUAUCCCACCCUACAUGAGCGAAGGGGUAUUUUUAAAUAUCUGUAUACUGUGGCGAAAUGUGCAUUUUAAGUUUCAGGAUUUCAGUUUGGAGUAACUUGUUGAAAGUAGACAUUAUAUCAAAAACUCUGGACGCCAUUUCUGUCCUUUCAUUUUAAAGAAGGUACAAAGACGAAUUGUUACAUUUGUAUGUACGUUGCAGCCGUCCUUCAGCAAUUUGCCAGUUUAGUUUUUCAGCCUUUGUAAAUGUUCUCGGAACAGCAGGAAGCAAAAAAAAAAAAAAAAGAAGAAAAUUGUCCCCUGCUUUUUCAAUUGCUCCAUGUUUAAUAUCAUUGUACAAAGCUGAAGGUAAACACAAAGUCGGUUGAUAAUUGUGUAAUUAUGUACAGAUAAUAGUUCUUAUUUAUUUUGUUCUUUUUAGAAUUGCUGAGUGAAGACAUUUGGAAAUGUUUUCCUCAAAUAAUAUUGCUGAUAUAAAACAUUGUAUCAUCUUGAGUGAGUAGUAUCACAUCAAGUAUAUGUAAAAAUAUAAAUAUACCUAAAUAUAUAUAUAUAUAUAUAUAUAUCAAAUAAAUAUAUAUAUAUCAAAUAAAUCUACGAAUCACUAAUGAAACAUUUCUAAUGCAGAAACUUUCCACUUGCAUGGUUGUAGAAAUAACAGUCCGAUCGACUGAUCGAACAGAUCGUUACCCACACGUUCGAUACGAACUAUCAAUAGGAAUUUCAAAACAUGAUGUCAGACAUCCAGUAUGUUUCAAAUAAAGCGUGUAAACUAAUGGCAACGAACAAUAUUUGUUUUGUGUAGCUCGAACAAAUGCUUUCAUUUUUCUAAUUAAAUCUAAAUCGCGACGCCCUUACAAGUGAAAACAAACCCGAAAAAUGUGCCUGGAAUUUUGUUUACAUCUGCUUUUACAACUUCUCAAAGCUGCAUCACAACUUUGCUUAUGUUGUUUUUAUUUGCUUUGAUUGAAUUUUAAACUUGUUUUUUUAUUGUUUACUUUGAGUGAUUCUUUAUUUAUUGACACUGGCUUUUUACACGUGUGUUUUUUUGUUUACCGGUUGUUUUGACAACAGUAGUAAAAUAUCAGUACGUCCCUAGCAAAGUACUGAUUUUCUUAUUUUCCAGUAGUUUACAUAUCCUCACGGAAACCUUGGUGCAGCUUGUGCUUUUAGCAGCAAAGUGUGUGUUUUCAUUUAAAAUGUACCAGACUGUAAAGCAGAUUUUGGCACUUUCGUGAAAUAUUUACCUAAAUGCCUCGCCCUUUACUUUCUAUCCCAGUCAGCUCAUGUGAAUGGAUUAAGCUCAUUUUUUAAAAUUGGCUUAUUUGGGAAAUACAUGACAAAUAACAGCUAAGAGACUGUUGGCACAUGCAAUUUAAGCAAAGCAUGAAACAUGACCAACUGGCUAUAAUAAUGCAAAAAAAUAUGAUUGUGCCAUUCUUCUGUAUUGUACCAGCUGCAUUAGAAGGGACAUCCUUUUUGAACUUUUCAUAUAGCUGUUAAUCCAUUAAAUCGCCAUGACAAACGGAGUAGUCUGGAUUUUAUUCUGUUCUUUUGUUCAGAUAAUAUGGCAGACUUUUAUUCCAUGAUCACAUUAUUUCCAGAAAAUAAUGGUGAAGAUGCAGGGGUGGGGAUCAUACUGCAAUCAGCCUCAUUGAGGUCCAGUUCAAGGCAACCUUUUUUUUUUUUUAAUCGGUGUAAUAGACAUUGAUACUGUGUAUGGGAAUGGAGUUUACACAUUCAGAGAGUGACAACGCAGUUCUCUUUUUUUUCUUUUCUGUUUUAAAAAAAAUAUAAAGGAAAGAAGUCUUAAAAUGUUUGGAAGCUUUUGUGUUGCUAUUCCCAUACAAACAGAAAUGUUUCCCCAUUUAAAAAAAAAAAAAAAAUGUGCUCAACUUUCAACCUGUGAAGAUAAUUCCCUUUUUUUUUUUUUUUUUUUUUUUUUAAAUCUGGACAUGUGUGAGAGAGUCUGCAUGGUGUCUGUAAAUAUUGUUGGUUAUAGAAAAAAAGACAAAAAACUAAAUUUAUUUUGUAUGGUGCAGGUGUGUUUGAAAUUGUUUUGUACACAUGAUUAAAAGUAUUAAAUUACACUUUUAUAGAAGCGUGCUUUGGCCUACCUUCACAAAAUAUGGUGCAAUAAAGUGCUUUGAUUGGUAA